This is a messenger RNA of Sitophilus oryzae (rice weevil), 3934 nucleotides long. Its product is annotated as protein FAM135A. NCBI's taxonomy places the organism in Eukaryota, Metazoa, Arthropoda, Insecta, Coleoptera, Curculionidae. The record is from RefSeq and is a predicted model, not a curated record. Bases 56 to 3865 code for a protein of 1269 amino acids. The transcript has 17 exons.
GGACCGUAUCGUCUGCAAGUCUGAGGGAUGUAGCAGAAUCGUAUUGUAAAAUAUUAUGAGUGAACUGCAGUCGACUAUAGAGUUUUCUGUGGAGCUUUAUAAAUUUUAUAAUGUUGAUUUAUUCCAAAGAGGCAUGUACCAAAUCCGUUGUUCUCUACGCGUCUCCGCCAAAUUGGGGGCAGAAGUGGAGGUGGCGACGCCGGAAGUGACCACCGGCCUUGGCUCGGCCAUUGUUCUGGGGAAUUACGGUGCCUGCAGACCGUUCCAGAUACUGUACAGGAACGAGGAAGUGCCCUUGAAGGACGUCUUGUUAUUCAGAUGCCACAUGUUGGUCGACGCCAAUAAUCUGCGCGAAUCGUUGGAAAGAGCCGAAUUUGCGAUAGUACUCGACUUGUGGUUCAGCGACACCUCACCAAACUCUAUGGCUCUAGUGUCAUCUCGAACAUUGCAGCUCAACUUUUCAUCGAUCGAGGGACUACACUAUCAUUUACCCGUUGUGUUCGAUUACUUUCAUCUGUCAGCCGUAUCCAUCACUAUACACGCCGCACUUACUGCCUUGCACCAACCAUCAAUGAAAAAAGGUCUAUUACGUUACAUGCAGAGCUGUGCACCGAAAUCAUCAAAAUCUUGGAGCAAAAUUCGCACGGCUCAUUGCACUACGUUAACCGAUCCCGUCCUACAAGUGAGCAGUCAAAAGUUUUAUAAUAAGAUAAACGAAUCUUCCCAAGUACACUUAGAAGCCUACAACGUUCUUUUAGAUUCCAGCAAUAAUCUGAAAACUACCAUUAAAGAAUAUAAAUUUUUGUUGUUGCAACGAGAGGAGAUCGUGUCGGACAACUACGACACGCUUAUUGUUAAGUACAACGAUUACGACAGCACUAAAUUUUUAAAAAGAAACCCCUACAAACCCACUUCGAAUCUUCAAGAGCUCUGCGCCGACAACAUCAAACUUUGGAAUUAUUUUUUGCUCACGUUCAGUUGCAAGAUCGCCAUACAGCAGUUCCUAAGCAGGAAACACCAUCAUCUUCGAGUGCGUCGGUUUGCCGAGCUGUUUUUCCUUGUUUACAAUCCGAGAAAGUCGGCGUUAGACUGUUACGAGACGAAAUACCACAAGUACCUUGUUAUAACGGAGUUGCUCAAAAGGUCCAAGUAUAUGCAGCUUUUGCCUCCUUUGCCAGUUCACUGCAGUUUUCUAGAUGGAGAUUGUGCAUCAAUGCCUAUUAUAUUUGAAGACCAAUAUCAGUACCCCUUUAAUUACGACAAAAAGACUUACGAGCAGUACGCUGCUCCCAAAUCCCAAGAUAUCUUAGAACCAACGAAUUUUAAGAGAUCGAAAACAACCGAUAACACCAGCUGUUCGUGCGGCAUCGACGUCUGGGAACCGCAAAAACAGUUCCAGAAAAUAGGCGGCCUUUACAAAUGGGAUGAGUGUUUCAGCAACACCGUCCCAGCUAGGCACAGCAAAUCCCUCGAUCACCUCCAAGUCGCAUCCAAUAACAGUUUUCACAUAUCCAUGUCCAACAUCCAAAACAACACAACGAGCUCCAGCCAAAAGAAGUAUGUCGAUAAGCAACAGCAGUCCCGCUUCUACAAGAUACAGACGUUGAAAAAUGUCGCUAGCGAGUAUAGUUUGAAGCAGGAUAGAGGGAAUUUUCUGGAGGUUGAAGCGAACGAACCGGACGUUGUACAGCGGGUGUGCGAAUGUCCGAUUAAUAACUUUAGAUCGCUUAAUAUCAGACACAGUAAAAAGUAUAAGAAAAGUUCUGGAGGCAUGCCUAAGAAAGAAAGUGUGGAGAAAAAUGAAAAUGAAAGAGUAAUGGUAAAAUCCGCAAGUCACACAGCGAGUGAAGGAUUAUACAACAUUCCUCGAUCAACAUCCAUGCAAACAUUCUCGCCCAAAAAGAAACCUGCCAACGACGACAAGAGAUUCAAUUCGCUGAUAAAUCAAAAAACGCGAAAUCAAACGAGGAAAACCGAAAAUCUCACCGCGAUCUCUAACGGCUUUGCCUUAAACAACGGCGAUAGUGUUAAAAAAAGGAAAGAUAAUCAAAGUUCGAAAUCAAAAAUAUUCGAGAUAGGCUCGACCAGUAGCUCGACGGAGAGCCUGUCUCAAACCUUCUUCCAGAAAACAGGGUCGUCUAGUAGUAGUCAAGUACUGAACGGGGUGUUGCGCAAAGUGCGCAGUACUUCGUGCCUGUCCGAAGAAAUGUUCCCGUUGCUCGUCUCUUCCGGAACGGAAUCACUGCCUAAUCUAAGUCCGAAGUCGGAGGAGAAGUACAGGUAUCCGAGCAUGAAGUACUACAGUAGCUGCUCGUCGUCCACCAGCGAACAGAGCGGUUGGAUAACUUCCAGGAGCAGUUCAGUCGCUUCGAGUACUGAGAUACCAAAUCCUGCCACAAGUGCUCUAGAAUCAAAACUAGAUAAGUUACAAAAGAAGCUAUUCAAUUUAACCGCAGAAACGAAAAAAUUAACCAAAGUGAAUAAUAGUGAGCGUAAAAAAUGCGAUAGUAGAAGAGUUAAGGACAAAACGAAUAAAAUUUAUUUAAAUACCUCUCUGACAAACGAAGUGAGUAAAGAUAAGGAAAAGAAAACCGAAAUAUCUAUUUUUAAAGGCUGUGAAAUUAAUCAAUCUAACCCAUCGGGCGUAUACGAAGACGAUAUAGCUUUACCACCUCCGAAACAAUUUAGAGAUUUGGCAUCUCCUUCUAGUUCAAUUACAGCAAACGAAAAUGAGGAAGGAGAAGACUUUGUCGACGAACCGGAAGAAGAAAUCAACGCUGUAGAUAAUCUGCUUUACCACGUAAUCGAUACCCAAACGACGCUGGAAAGGCAACCUAGUCAAUUUAGUCUGAAGAGCAAUCGUGAGACUGAGCCUGAAGAGAACAAUUUUUACAAAGGCAACAGUGAGUCCCUGAAGGCGUUCCUAAAGGCAAAGAAGGAAUUCAAAAGUCAAUUAAAUUUUCAAGGGGUGCUCUACUCCGAUCUCAAUUCGUUUGCUUCCACAGUGCCGUAUUUUCAUAUUGCCGACGAAUUUCGGAUAUUCUCGCCAGAAGGGAUGCAUUUGGUAAUUUGUGUCCACGGUUUGGAUGGGAAUUCGGCCGAUUUAAGACUCGUUAAGACUUAUUUGGAGAUGGGACUUCCUGGAGCUUACCUGGAUUUUCUAAUGUCCGAAAGAAAUCAGGGAGACACGUUUAGUGAUUUCGAUACAAUGACUGAUCGAUUAGUUAGCGAAAUUCUACAUUAUCUCGACUCUAGCAGUAAUGGUCCUACACGUAUAAGUUUCGUCGGACAUUCAUUAGGCAACAUAAUCAUUAGGUCUGCCUUGACCAGACCUCAAAUGAAGUUUCUCCUUCCAAGACUGCAUACUUUUUUAUCACUAUCUGGACCACAUUUAGGAACUUUAUACAAUAGUAGUGGAUUAGUUAAUAUGGGCAUGUGGUUUAUGCAAAAAUGGAAAAAAUCAGGGUCUUUACUACAGCUAUGCCUUAAAGAUACACCUGACCCUCAGCAAUCAUUUCUAUACCGCCUGAGCCAAAGAAGUACAUUACACCAUUUCAAAAAUAUUCUGCUGUGUGGAUCAGGACAAGACCGGUAUGUGCCGCUACAUUCUGCCAGGAUAGAGCUCUGCAAGGAAUCCCUAAAGGAUGCCUCUGAACAAGGAACAAUAUACAGGAAAAUGGUUCAUAACAUUAUGCAACCAAUAAUAGCACAGAAAGAUCUCAAAUUGGUUCGAUACGACAUCCACCAUGCCUUACCAAAUACUGCAAAUGCUUUGAUUGGCCGAGCUGCUCAUAUAGCAGUGCUAGAUUCAGAGAUAUUUAUUGAAAAGUUUAUGGUUGUAGUUGGAAUUAAGUACUUCCGUUAGUUUAUUUUAUUUUGUACUUGUUUUUCUAUAUUUUAAAUAAAAUAUUUUAAAAGACUAUGAAACUGUCAU